Molecule: messenger RNA, 3255 nt
Organism: Condylura cristata (star-nosed mole)
Lineage: Eukaryota; Metazoa; Chordata; Mammalia; Eulipotyphla; Talpidae
Gene: RBM15
Product: RNA binding motif protein 15
Exons: 2
Coding region: 1-2922 (973 amino acids)
Biological process (GO): regulation of alternative mRNA splicing, via spliceosome
Cellular component (GO): nucleus
Molecular function (GO): mRNA binding
Source: RefSeq, a predicted model, not a curated record
AUGAAGGCUGUGGGGCGGGAUCCUUUGCCGCGGUGGAGUCCAAGAUGGCGGCGUGCGGUUCCGCUGUGUGAAACCAGCGCGGGGCGGCGGGUUAGUCAGCUCCGCGGAGACGACCUCCGACGACCCGCAAUAAUGAAGGGAAAAGAGCGCUCCCCAGUCAAGCCCAAACGCUCCCGUGGCGGUGAGGACUCGACAUCCCGUGGGGAGCGCAGCAAGAAGUUAGGGGGCUCUGGCGGCAGCAAUGGGAGCAGCAGCGGAAAGACCGACAGCGGCGGUGGGUCUCGGCGCAGCCUUCAUCUAGAUAAGUCCAGUAGCCGCGGUGGCAGCCGCGAGUAUGACACUGGUGGGGGCAGCUCCAGUAGCCGCUUGCAUAGUUACAGCUCCCCUAGCACCAAAAAUUCUUCGGGCGGGGGCGAGUCGCGCAGCAGCUCCCGGGGUGGAGGCGGGGAGUCACGUUCCUCUGGGGCCGCCUCCUCAGCUCCUGACGGCGGGGAAUACAAGACCCUGAAGAUAAGCGAGUUGGGGUCCCAGCUGAGUGACGAGGCGGUAGAGGACGGACUGUUUCAUGAGUUUAAGCGCUUUGGUGAUGUAAGUGUCAAAAUCAGUCACCUCUCGGGUUCUGGCAGCGGGGAUGAGCGAGUCGCCUUUGUGAACUUCCGGCGGUCAGAGGACGCGCGGGCGGCCAAGCAUGCCAGAGGCCGCCUAGUGCUCUAUGACCGGCCGCUGAAGAUAGAAGCUGUGUAUGUGAGCCGGCGCCGCAGCCGCUCCCCCUUGGACAAAGAUUCCUACCCUCCGUCAGCCAGCUUGGCCGGGGCGUCUGUUGGGGGUCACCGGCACCCCCCGGGAGGAGGUGGCGGCGGCCAAAGAUCACUUUCUCCUGGGGGCGCCGCCUUGGGUUACAGAGACUACCGGUUGCAGCAAUUGGCUCUUGGCCGCCUGCCCCCUCCGCCUCCGCCUCCAUUGCCCCGAGAACUGGAAAGAGAGCGAGACUACCCGUUUUAUGAGCGAGUGCGCCCAGCUUACAGUCUUGAGCCGCGGGUGGGAGCUGGGGCAGGAUCUGCUGCUUUCAGAGAAGUGGAUGAGAUCUCACCCGAGGAUGAUCAGCGAGCUAACCGGACGCUUUUCUUGGGCAACUUAGACAUCACUGUGACAGAGAGUGAUCUCAGAAGGGCUUUUGAUCGUUUUGGAGUUAUCACAGAAGUAGACAUCAAGAGGCCAUCAAGGGGUCAGACUAGUACCUAUGGCUUUCUUAAAUUUGAAAACCUAGACAUGUCUCACCGGGCCAAAUUAGCAAUGUCUGGAAAAAUUAUCAUUCGGAAUCCUAUUAAAAUUGGUUAUGGUAAAGCAACACCCACCACCCGCCUCUGGGUAGGAGGCCUGGGACCCUGGGUGCCUCUUGCUGCCCUGGCACGGGAGUUUGACCGGUUUGGCACCAUACGUACCAUAGACUACCGCAAAGGUGAUAGUUGGGCAUAUAUCCAGUAUGAGAGCCUGGAUGCAGCUCAUGCGGCCUGGACCCACAUGCGGGGCUUCCCACUGGGUGGGCCCGAUCGUCGCCUUAGAGUAGACUUUGCAGAUACAGAACAUCGUUACCAGCAGCAAUAUCUGCAGCCUCUGCCCUUAACUCAUUAUGAACUGGUGACAGAUGCUUUUGGACAUCGGGCACCUGACCCUUUGAGGGGUGCUCGGGAUAGGACACCACCCUUACUCUACAGAGAUCGUGACAGGGACCUGUAUUCUGACUCUGACUGGGUACCACCCCCGCCGCCGGUCCGGGAACGCAGCACUCGGACUGCAGCUACUGCUGUGCCUGCUUAUGAGCCACUGGAUAGCCUGGAUCGCAGGCGGGAUGGCUGGUCUUUGGACCGGGAUAGAGGUGAUCGAGAUCUGCCUAGUAGCAGAGACCAGCCUCGAAAGCGAAGGCUCCCGGAGGACAGUGGGGGACGACAUCUGGAUAGGUCCCCAGAGAGUGAUCGCCCACGGAAACGUCACUGUGCUCCUUCUCCUGACCGCAGUCCAGAGCUGAGCAGUAGCCGGGAUCGCUACAACAGCGAUAAUGAUCGCUCUUCCCGGCCUCUGCUCUUGGAAAGGCCCUCUCCAAUCAGAGACAGACGAGGCAGUUUGGAGAAGAGCCAGGGUGAUAAGCGAGAUCGUAAGAACUCAGCAUCAGCUGAACGGGAUAGGAAACACCGGGCAGCAGCUUCCACUGAGGGGAAAAGCCCUCUGAAAAAGGAAGACCGGUCUGAUGGGAGUGCACCCAGUACCAGCACUGCUUCAUCGAAGCUGAAGUCUCCUUCCCAGAAACAGGAUAGUGGGACAGCCCCGGCGGCGGCAGCAGCAGCAGCAGCCUCUCCUAAACUCUGUUUGGCCUGGCAGGGCAUGCUUCUAUUGAAGAACAGCAAUUUUCCUUCCAACAUGCAUCUGUUGCAGGGUGACCUCCAAGUGGCCAGCAGUCUUCUUGUGGAAGGCUCAACUGGAGGCAAAGUGGCCCAACUCAAAAUCACUCAGCGUCUUCGUUUGGACCAGCCCAAGUUGGAUGAAGUAACUCGACGCAUCAAAGUGGCAGGGCCCAAUGGUUAUGCUAUUCUUCUGGCUGUGCCUGGAAGUUCAGACAGCCGGUCCUCCUCUUCCUCAGCCACGUCAGACACUGCCACCUCUACUCAGAGGCCACUUAGGAACCUUGUGUCCUAUUUAAAGCAAAAGCAGGCAGCUGGGGUGAUCAGCCUCCCUGUGGGAGGCAACAAAGACAAGGAAAACACCGGGGUCCUUCAUGCCUUCCCACCCUGUGAGUUCUCCCAGCAGUUCCUGGAUUCCCCUGCCAAGGCACUGGCCAAAUCUGAAGAAGAUUACCUGGUCAUGAUCAUUGUCCGUGGUGCCAAAACUGGUGAACAGCAGAUGAAGAUAUGGAAUUCAAAGCUCUAAUGGACCUUUUUGAAGAGAAGUUGUGGCUUAUGUGGAGUUUACAUGGGCCUCUUGAUGGAAGAAAAGCUAAUCUGUUUAGUAUUUGUGCAUUUUACUAAAAUGGCAGCUUAAAGUUGUGUAUCUGCUAUUGUGAUGCCAAUGCCGGUGUUUUAAGUGGAAAAAAAAUGACCUUUGCUUUGUGCUGUGUACACAAGAUUUCUGGAAAAGUAAAGAAAAAACCCUUUUUAUGGCUCACACAGCUUAAAAGUAGCUGUCACUCAAACGUGCGCUCACAGUUGAGCUGCUUUUGUUUUAUUCUAAAUAAAUUGUUUCUUUUGAGGAAAAUGUUUUUCU